UUCUUUCACCUGAAAGAAGAAAGACCAAUCUAAUUCUUGUGGACCAGCACUGAUAAUAUAAAGCAAUAGAUCUUAGUGUGUGAAUAACCUUCUUUUGGAUGCCUUUGGUUCAGUCUGACAUAUUUUAUGUGGUGAGAGUGUCUGUGGAAUGUCGGCAGUACCCACCCUGGCACACCGCGCCUCCCCCCGGUUCUGAUUGUCACUGUGGGAACUGUAGACACCGCAGCGCCCCGCCCGGUUACCUAGGAGACGCGUCCAGCUACUCCACGUGUUUCAUUUACUGCGGUGCGGUCGGGAGCAGCAUGGAUGACCACCUCCAGCCAUAGAGUUCUAUUCACUGAGCGCACGCGGCGCUAUGGAGGGAUCGCGGAACAGUCAGCGCAGCAGAGCAAAACCGCGGAGCAAACAAGAGAAGGACACGUCCAAACUGAGAGCGGCUUCUAGCCAAGAAGAAGGCAAACUAGCCAAGAAGAAGGAGAAGAUCUCCCGUACACCUAGCAAGAAGAGAGGUCACGUCUCCAGCACUCCAUCCACUGCAGAUGAAGCGGAAAAUACUAAGAGUCAACCAAAUAUUCCUCCAUCAUCAGAGCAGCAAGCAGCGACCAAAUGUGGCUUAAAAGACAGAAAAGGAACUGAAUCUGCCUGUGUAUCUACAAAAGUCCAGGAUGGUCUAGUAAAUGAGAGCUUGAGGUGGGAAGGUACUCUUGAAGAUCCUGUAGCAGAAGAAGAGAGGAUCCGCCAAUAUAAAAUCAACAGGCGAAAACGUUAUUUGUUGGCCACCCAGAAGUCUACCUUGGUAGAUAUCGAAAAGCCGCUCUCAGUAGGUCAAAACCAAAAUCAUAACAUUAAGGUUGAGAGCAGAAAUGUUGCCACUACAGAGAAUUCUGUGAAAUGUACAAGUGACUUAAAGCUGAGCUCUCCAGGAAUACAGUUGCCAUUGCUUAAAAACAUAUUGAAAAAUGGUACUUAAAAGGGUUUUCCAGGAAUCAAAAAACAGACCUUUUUUCUUUCAAAAAACUCUCUCUGUCUGUCUCCAGGUUGGGUUUGGUUCGACAGCUCAGUUCCAUUGAAGUGAAUAGAGCUAAGUUGUAAUACCAAACUCAAAGUGGAGACAGACAGUGCGCGUUUUUUUUUAUUCCGGGAUAAUCUCCUUAAUUGUAUAUAAAUGCUAGAGGGAUUGGACAAAAUAACUAGAACAGAACAUAGUCAAGUUUAACUCUUCCUGAUACACUUGCCAUCACUGGUAAGGUCAUCUUCUUCCCCCUAAGUUAUGUAGCUUGUAUCACUGUUGAUAAACUUUAUUACUUCUGUUCUAAAAAAAAUCUGUUUUUAGGGGCAUGAUCUGUCAGACAUGAGGGGAAUGAUUGCUGGGGCCCACCUGAAAAGGGCUACGGUAUGUGUGUGAGUUGAUGGAUGUAUCGAGGUCUACUGUUUCCUUGAUCACAUCUUAGGAUGCGAAUACAGGCAAAACAUCGGCAGACAGAAGUAGCUGUGGUCAAAAUCAAAGCUUGACGCCAGAGACAAAAGAACAAUUUGCUGAAUUGUAGCCCAAAAUAAAAAAACACUAAACUGAAGCCACUUAAACUGCUGAAAAAUUGAAUGCAAGGUUAACAGAGUUCUGUAGUGAAAGAUAACUUAUCCCCUAUCCAAAGGAUAGGGCAUAAGUUAUAAAUCGCAGGGGGUCCCAGCGGUCGGACCCCCGCAAUCUAUAACUUAUCCUCUAUAAAAAUCAAUAUAAAAUCAACAGGCGAAAACGUUAUUUGUUGGCCACCCAGAAGUCUACCUUAGUAGAUAUCGAAAAGUCGCUCUCAGUUGGUCAAAACCAAAAUCAUAACAUUAAGGUUGAGAGCAGAAAUGUUGCCACUACAGAGAAUUCUGUGAAAUGUACAAGGGUCUUAAAGCUGAGCUCUCCAGGAAUACAGUUGCCUUUGCUUAAAAACAUAUUGAAAAAUGGUACUUAAAGGGGUUUUCCAGGAAUAAAAAACAGACCUUUUUUCUUUCAAAAAACUCUCCCUGUCUGUCUCCAGGUUGGGUUUGGUUCGACAGCUCAGUUCCAUUGAAGUGAAUAGAGCCAAGUUGUAAUAGCAAACUCAAAGUGGAGACAGACAGUGCACGUUUUUUUUAUUCCAGGAUAAUCUCCUUAACUGUAUAUAAAUGCUAGAGGGAUUGGACAAAAUAACUAGAACAGAACAUAGUCAAGUUUAACUCUUCCUGAUACACUUGCCAUCACUGGUAAGGUCAUCUUCUUCCCCCUUAGUUAUGUAGCUUGUAUCACUGUUGAUAAACUUUAUUACUUCUGUUCUAAAAAAAAUCUGUUUUUAGGGGCAUGAUCUGUCAGACAUGAGGGGAAUGGUUGCUGGGGCCCACCUGAAAAGGGCAUCUGUGACUACGGUAUGUGUGUGAGUUGAUGGAUGUAUCGAGGUCUACUGUUUCCUUGAUCACAUCUCAGGAUGCAAAACAUCGGCAGGCAGAAGUAGCUGUGGUCAAAAUCAAAGCUUGACGCCAGAGACAAAAGAACAAUUUGCUGAAUUGUAGCCCAAAAUAAAAAACACUAAACUGAAGCCACUUAAACUGCUGAAAAAUUGAAUGCAAGGUUAACGGAGUUCUGUAGGGAAAGAUAACUUAUCCCCCAUCCAAAGGAUAGGGCAUAAGUUAUAAAUCGCAGGGGGUCCCAGCGGUCGGACCCCCGCAAUCUAUAACUUAUCCUCUAUAAGUUAUUUUUCACUGCACUAGUCCUUUAAGAGUACCAGUAUCAGUUAAAACUGUAAGGCCUGCAAUACACAAAGAUAUAUUUUGUGGUCACAAUUCAUGUAAAAGUGCUGUAUUGAUCCUCUGCCUGAUAUCCCUCAGAUUGCUGCCUUUAAGCUUCAAGGGGUCACUAGCUUUAAAUAUUUAGGAAUAUAUAUUACCCCCUCCCUUAAUGAAUUUGUUCCUCGCAACCUGACCCCUCUCCUGGACAGGAGUUCUCAGAAAGUGGCAGUCUGGUGUAAGCUUCCAAUCUUGGUGGUAGGCCGGACGAACUUGGAAAAAAUGUUAUCAAUUGUUGUAUGUUUUCCAAAAUUCCCCAGUGUGGAUUGCGAUGGCCAAUUUUCAGCAAAUUCAAGAGCUUUUUCGGAAAUUGGUCUGGUGGGGGGUCGGCCAGAAUUAUAUUGGAAACACAGCAAAGAGGAAAGUCUUCAGGAGGCCUAGCCCUUCCGGACCCUUGGUUGUACUACCUUGCCUCACAAUUGUAUCAACUUAGGGGUUGGGCGAAUACUCACACAGCUACAGGUCAGUUGUUUAUGGCUAAGCAUGGGGGUCAUGUGCCGCUGCACAUGCUGGAGAUUGGUGCCCUUACUAGAACUGACUCCUCUCCGACUACCCUGCUCUUAUGUAAGCUUUGGGGUCACACGCCUAUGCUGUUGGGUAUUACAGGUUGCACUAAAGUCAAACCGUUGUGGCAUAACCCUGGCUUGCCUGAUUUUUUUACUCUUUUGUAGAUGCAGGCUUUUUGGAGAGAAAAGGACUCUGUAGUCUGGAACAACUGGCUGCUCAGGGUGUGGUCAGGUCUUUUGGGGACCUACAGGAGAAGCUUGGCUUGCCACAUUUUAUCGGUAUUUGCAGUUACGGUAUGUGUAUGAAACUCAAUGUAGGUCCCAUUUGCUGCCCAUUCACUCCAGUGGGGUCCUGGACUCAGUGGUUAUGAUACGGGCAUCGGCCGGGAUCAUUUCAUGGCUAUAUGGGGAGCUGUUGUGUUUCCAUCAUGAGAAGUUCCCUUUGACUGUCCGUAGUAAGUGGGAGAGGGAUCUUGGUGACUUAAUUGACGAGGAAUGGUCUACUGUGUUAGCGCUUAAUCCAUCUCUAUCAUUGUCAGAGUCUAAUAAGUUGUCUAUGUUAUGUCUCCUACACAGGGUAUAUAAGACUCCUACAUAAGAUUGGGGUUUUAUCUGACUCUGCCUGUCCUCGGUGGUAGGUUGGAAGCCCACUUGGUGCAUGCUGUGGGACUGCCAUCUCUUAGAUGCUUAUUGGAGUGACGUGCUACAUCUUAUCAGGACGGUUUAUGGUGUGACAUUGUCUUGGAUCCCGAAAGUGUGUCUGCUAGGCCUCAUCGGCUGUGGUCAGGAACCCUCUAUGGUGGAGAUAGGUAUAUUACGAGUUCUGUACCAGGCUUGGAAACUGAUUGCGCUGGCUCGGAUUAGGCCUACCCCUCCAGCAGUGGCUGAUUUGAUUGCUCGUGUUCAGUUCAUAGUUCGAUUGGAAAAGGGGAUAUACAUUAAGCGUAAGGUUGAACGUAAGUUCAAGGGGUCCUUGGGUGUAAAAGUUCGACCCCCCUGGGGCUGUGUUGUAGGCUCUUGUUUCACUCUUCCCCUCUAUUUCCUGAGUUGGUUCUUGUGUAGUGUGAGGUGUGUGUCCUAUUCUGUCUUUGUAGUGGAAGUAUCCCUACGGAAUGGCUGGUUUGUUUGGAAGUGUCCUUCUGAUUGAUCCUACUUGUUUGAGAGGAGGCUGUGUCUUUCAUGCUUGCUAUUUUGUACAGAUUUGAUAUUUACUUGCUUUGUUAUGCUGGUUGUGGUCUUUUCAAAAGGGGGGCUGAGACAAACUGUUUGUGUGGGAGUUGGGUACUGUUAGGGGUGGGGGGGGGUGCGGCUUGUGGGUUGUUUUUUUUUCAAUAAAAUAAUAUCUCAUUUAAAAAAAAAAAAUACUGUAUUGUUUCCUGCAUCAAGCUUUGACUUUGAACCACAGCUACAUCAGUAAAAAUAGGGAACUUCUUGUUAUUUUGUCUAACUCUUGUGUAUUGACAGCGGGCUAAAUGACAUCUAAAAAAAUAAAAGGGAACUGGGAAAAUGUUAGCAUGAUUUUGGUGUUUUAAAAAUGUUUUUUUUUUUACUCGCUAUGUAUAUGUUAUGCAGAUUUUUAUGCUUUCUUUAUAUGCUGUACAGUUGCACAGAUAUUUUUGUAUAUUGUAAGUUAUGCUAAACUGAUUAAAAGAAAGAAGCAUAUCAUUCCUUUUCAUCGAGC
Molecule: messenger RNA, 4995 nt
Organism: Hyla sarda
Lineage: Eukaryota; Metazoa; Chordata; Amphibia; Anura; Hylidae
Gene: LIAT1
Product: ligand of ATE1
Exons: 2
Coding region: 356-970 (204 amino acids)
Biological process (GO): protein arginylation
Source: RefSeq, a predicted model, not a curated record